AUGACUGUGUUAUUUAAUCAAUCCAGCAAAAAGAGAAGUUAUGCUAUAAACGACAACUCCUCUUCAUUGUCAUUUAAAAAGCUGUCAUAUAUCCCUUCACAAGUCACAGUUAUAAUAAAUAUGGUUGUUCGAAGAGGUGGCUUGAACCAUACUUAUUUACUGAAGUUUUGUGAAAAUUUUGUGAACUUAAAUAAUCAAAUUUUGAGAUUUUACUGUCAUUUGAAUAGUUAUUUUAAAAGAACAGGAAAGUUAAAAAUCUGCAAGUUUGUUUGUAAUUUAACACCUUUUUUCCCAUAUUUUGCCAUAUUUGUUAAGCCUAAGUCUUUUGGGACCUUGUUCUUCUCCAUCAAUAGAAAAAAGAGAGCAACCAUCAGUAUAAUGCUUUAUGAUGAAGGGACGGAAAAAUUUGAUCUUGCUUGGAGCCUCUUAGGUCAGUUAAUUUGGUUGCAAGCUAUAACCAUUUUAUACUUAUGCUGUUUGGAUGUUCCGUUACUACUAAAGUCUCUAAAAUCCCAUAUGAAGAAAAUUGAGAAUACCCUAUUAAAUUGUAUAGUUAUUAAAAAUAAAAAAAAUCAGGAAAUAAGGACUUUUGUUACUUUUAAUUCCUAUUAUCAUUUAAAUGAAGUCUUUAAAACCUAA
Echinococcus granulosus is the source of this 639-nucleotide messenger RNA. RefSeq lists its product as hypothetical. The record is from RefSeq and is a predicted model, not a curated record. Bases 1 to 639 code for a protein of 212 amino acids. NCBI's taxonomy places the organism in Eukaryota, Metazoa, Platyhelminthes, Cestoda, Cyclophyllidea, Taeniidae. The transcript is spliced from 6 exons.